AUGAGGUCUGCUGUCAUUCUCGCCCUUUCGGGAUCUUCCCUUGCUCUGCCCUUUGGCGGUGCCAUGAACUCCAUGUUUGGUGCUAAGGAGGCCCGUGAGGCUCAGGCUCCUCCACCAGAGAACAUGCCCAACUUCCCAGGUGCUGGUUUCCCAGCUCCUACUGGAACUGGUGUACCUUCUUUCCCUAUGCCCACUGGAGGUUUCCCUGGUGGUGCCCCAGGAGGCCAACCUGGAGGCCAGCCAGGCGGUGGCUUCCCCGGUUUCCCUGGAGGCCAGCCAGGAGGCCAGCCAGGUGGUCAGCCCGGAGGUCAGCCUGGUGGAGGUUUCCCUGGAUUCCCUGGAGGUCAGCCCGGUGGUCAACACGGAGGCCAACACGGAGGUCAGAACGGUGGUCAGAACGGUGGAGGUUUCCCCGGUUUCCCCGGAGGUCAACACGGAGGCCAGCCAGGUGGUCAGCCCGGAGGUCAGCCUGGUGGAGGUUUCCCUGGAUUCCCUGGAGGUCAGCCCGGUGGUCAACACGGAGGCCAACACGGAGGUCAGAACGGUGGCCAGAACGAUGGAGGUUUCCCUGGCUUCCAAGGAGGCAAGCCCCCAACCGUAAAGAGGCUCGCAGUCAACUACGGCCUUGCUCCCACUCUACACAAGAGAGGAGAGGCCGCUACUCCUACUCUGCCAGAAUUUCAACUCUUUUCCAAGGACGCUGGUGCUGCACCAGCUACCGGCUCUCCUGCUGAAGGUGGCUCUCCAUAUGGCGACGAGCCUGCUGGAGGUGCCCCAACUGAUGGUGCUCCUGCCGACGGUGCUCCUACGGGUGGUACUCCUGAGGCUGGUGCUCCCGGUGCUGGUGCUCCUACUGAAGGUGCCCCAGAAUCUGGUGCUCCUGAUGCCGGUGCUCCCACCGAUGGCGCUCCUGAGUCUGGCUCUCCUGAGUCUGGCUCUCCUGAAUCCGGUGCUCCUGAAUAUGGUACUCCCACCGAAGGCGCUCCAGGUGCUGGUGCCCCCGGUGCUGGUGGUCCUGGAGCCGGUGCCCCAGGCGCCCCCGGUGCAGGAACUCCCCCCUUCCCCAUGCCCAGCGGCGCUCGCCCUCCCUUUCCCAUGCCCACUGGCGGUCUUCCCUCCUUUCCCAUGCCCACCGGUGGUUUCCCCGGCGGCCCAGGUGGAUCAAGCGGGCCAGGUGGACCAGGCGGUGAAGCUCCCUACCCCGGCGCUCCCAGCGGUCCUGGAGGCGACAGCGAGGACGGCAAGCCUGGCGCCGGUGGCUUUUUCGACUGGCUCAGCGGUCUCUUGGGCAAGGGCAAGGGCGAGGGCGCCGGUCAAGGCGAGGGUGCCGGAAAAGGCGAUGGCGAGUCCAAGGGCGACUACUAA
Messenger RNA from Bipolaris zeicola 26-R-13, 1365 nucleotides. RefSeq lists its product as uncharacterized. The coding region runs from base 1 to 1365 and encodes 454 amino acids. Lineage: Eukaryota; Fungi; Ascomycota; Dothideomycetes; Pleosporales; Pleosporaceae. The record is from RefSeq and is a predicted model, not a curated record. The transcript is spliced from 2 exons.